This is a messenger RNA of Fundulus heteroclitus (mummichog), 1028 nucleotides long. RefSeq names its product NK2 transcription factor related 7 (gene nkx2.7). The record is from RefSeq and is a predicted model, not a curated record. The transcript has 2 exons. Gene Ontology annotation, molecular function: DNA-binding transcription factor activity, RNA polymerase II-specific; RNA polymerase II cis-regulatory region sequence-specific DNA binding. Gene Ontology annotation, biological process: regulation of transcription by RNA polymerase II; cell differentiation. The coding region runs from base 171 to 953 and encodes 260 amino acids. NCBI's taxonomy places the organism in Eukaryota, Metazoa, Chordata, Actinopteri, Cyprinodontiformes, Fundulidae. Gene Ontology annotation, cellular component: nucleus.
AGCACUGAUUUCUAUCUCACUUGUUCAUUAGCAGGACCUUUGAACGGUCUGAAAUCUCCCGAGGCCCCUCACUCAGCAGUUGGGGAAGAGAUCCGCCCGGCAGCCGCGCCUUCAGGAGCCGCUCCAGCGCCCCGUGCGUGAAACCAUUCAAAAAGCGCAAUCUGCAGCCAAUGACGAGAAUGCAUCCCAGCUCAACGACCUCCACUCCGUUUUCUGUUAAGGACAUUUUGAAGCUGGAUUUCCACCAGAGCGAGUAUGAAAACGAGCUGCAGAUGGCGGACCAAGUUGUUCCGAUGCAUCAACAUCAGCUUGUGCGCGCUGCGUCCAGAGGCGAAGGGUUUUAUGACCACCGGUCUGAGAGGUGCGUCUUUGGGAUGCAGGGGAAGUUCGAUGUUCACAGCGCAGCAGUAGAAGAGGAGAUGGGUGAAAAAGAUGCGUGCGGUCCAGACUCUUCGCCUGACUUUGACGGUGACGCCAAAAGCAGGAGCAGGCUGCGCAGGAAGCCCCGGGUCCUCUUCUCUCAGUCCCAGGUGUCGGAGCUGGAGAGGCGCUUCAGGCAGCAGCGCUACCUGUCCGCCCCGGACAGGGAACACCUAGCCCGGACUCUCAAACUCACCUCCACCCAGGUCAAAAUCUGGUUCCAGAACAGGCGGUACAAAUGCAAGCGUCAGCGGCAGGACAGGUCUCUGGAGCUGGCCGGGUUCCCACCGGCACCGAGGCGCGUAGCGGUGCCGGUGCUGGUGCGGGACGGGAAGCUGUGCUGCGCGGGACCCCAUCACUCUGCGCCUUACAACGUAACGCUGGGACCCUACAACCCAGCGUUAGGCUGCGGAAACAGCGAGCUGUGCGGCUGCGGGUACCACGGCGUGAGCAGCUGCAGCAGCCAGGUGGCUGACUCGGAGGGACUGCUCCACCAGUUUCAGGCGUCUUUACAGGGUGUCAGAGGCUGGUGAUGACACAGAAACACUUUUUCUACACUGUUUUACGCCUGUAGCACAAGUUCAAUGUUUAAAAUAUCCAUAAUCCAU